CUGCUCUGCUUCUGCUCCGUGGCGGGUCCCCUUAGAGCUGGCGCCUCGGGCGGGGCCGGAAGACAUGGGCGCUACCUGGAGGAGCCCGGGUUGGGUGCGGCUCGCCCUCUGCCUCGCGGGCUUAAUACUCUCUCUCUACGCGCUGCACGUGAAGGCGGCGCGCGCCCGGGACAAAGAUUACCGCGCGCUCUGCGAUGUGGGCACGGCCAUCAGCUGUUCGCGCGUUUUCUCCUCCAGGUGGGGCCGGGGCUUUGGACUGGUAGAACACUUGCUGGGCCCGGACAGCAUCUUCAAUCAAUCCAACAGCAUAUUUGGUUGCAUCUUCUACACACUACAGCUAUUGUUAGGUUGCCUACGGGCCCGCUGGGCAUCUAUCCUGCUGGUGCUGAGUUCCCUGGUGUCUCUCGCUGGUUCUGUCUACCUGGCCUGGAUCCUAUUCUUCGUGCUCUAUGAUUUCUGCAUUGUUUGCAUCACUACCUAUGCCAUCAAUGUGGGCCUGAUGAUGCUCAGCUUCCGCGAGGUCCAGGGACCCCAGGGCAAGGUCAAGGGGCACUGAGCCGUCAUGCCAGGCUGACCUCAUCUGCUCUGCUUUGGCAUGUGAGCCUUGCCAAGGGGGCCACGUCUGGGUCCUUAGAAGAGUCUGCAACCCACCCCCACCCCCACCCCCACCAUCCUCGCACACAGGACAAUGAACCAAAUGUGCCACGCUCUUUCCUCCACCCUAGUGCCUCUGGCUCUGUCUCCAAGGGCUGGUUUCCAAAGCUCCUGCUGUUACCCAAGGAGGGAAGGUUCUGAGCAAUAAAAUUUCUUAAAUAAA
Molecule: messenger RNA, 817 nt
Organism: Diceros bicornis minor
Lineage: Eukaryota; Metazoa; Chordata; Mammalia; Perissodactyla; Rhinocerotidae
Gene: VKORC1
Product: vitamin K epoxide reductase complex subunit 1
Exons: 3
Coding region: 65-556 (163 amino acids)
Biological process (GO): peptidyl-glutamic acid carboxylation; vitamin K metabolic process
Molecular function (GO): vitamin-K-epoxide reductase (warfarin-sensitive) activity
Source: RefSeq, a predicted model, not a curated record